Molecule: messenger RNA, 736 nt
Organism: Rhinichthys klamathensis goyatoka
Lineage: Eukaryota; Metazoa; Chordata; Actinopteri; Cypriniformes; Leuciscidae
Gene: apoc2
Product: apolipoprotein C-II
Exons: 4
Coding region: 58-363 (101 amino acids)
Biological process (GO): lipid metabolic process; lipid transport
Cellular component (GO): chylomicron
Molecular function (GO): enzyme activator activity
Source: RefSeq, a predicted model, not a curated record
UUGCCUCUAACCCAUCUGACACACUUUCCGCAGAAGAGAAACUACCUACCUAGCAAUAUGAACAAGCUUCUGGCGAUCACAGUGCUCAUUGCUUUCCUUGCUCUGGGAGCGGAGAGCUUCCGUGUGCCCAGGCAGGCAGAGGAGGAGGAGAAGGGAACCAUUGCCACUGUGGUGGACAGCCUGAAGUCUUACUACGACCAGAGCGUUGGCACUGCCAGCAGCUAUGUAGAGAGCAUCAAGGGCUACAAGCUGGAAGAGAAAGCCAAAAACCUGUAUGACGAGACAGUUCGUGCCGUCAGCACCUACGCCGGCAUCUUCAACGACCAGGUGUACCACAUUUUGUACCCUCAAGACAGCUCUUAAGUUCCAUAUAUCAGACCUCAACACCGCUCCAUCUGUUUCUGGUCCUGAGUCUGUCACUACGCUGGAAUCACAAUUACAUGCAUCCUGCAAGAAGACGGCACAGUCUGGGGUGAAAACAUGACUUUUGAACUCUUAUCUCCCAAUGACCAGUUAGCUCUGCCCUGUCAACUUCAAAAGCACCCUGACACACAUCAGUGGAAAAGUAUGUGAAGUAAAAUCAGGAAUAAGGCUCAACCACGUCCUGUUUUUGGAUGAAGAUUAGAGAUUCUACGCAUGACUGUUACCUGGUCACCUCUAACAUGCGUCUAGGUUAAAACAAUCAUCGACUGUUUCAUUGUCUGUAUAGAUUAAAUAAAUCCUUGUAUGAUAUCAA